This is a messenger RNA of Penicillium oxalicum, 660 nucleotides long. RefSeq names its product uracil phosphoribosyltransferase. The record is from RefSeq and is a predicted model, not a curated record. The transcript has 4 exons. NCBI's taxonomy places the organism in Eukaryota, Fungi, Ascomycota, Eurotiomycetes, Eurotiales, Aspergillaceae. The coding region runs from base 1 to 660 and encodes 219 amino acids.
AUGUCGCUUCCCUCCAACGUCCACAUCUCCACCCACCCCUGUCUCCAAGCCAAGAUCUCGCAGCUGCGGUCUCAGAGCACGACCCCGCGCGAGACCCGCGCCCUCGUCGAGGAAAUUUCUUCCAUUCUUGGGGUCGAGGCAUUUGCGCAGGGACUGGCCCUGACGAAGACGGGGACGGACCGCACACCGCUGGGCAUCGAGUAUGAGACGACAACGAUCGAUCCAGUAGAUCUGGCUCUCGUUCCUAUUUUGCGAUCUGGACUCGGCAUGGUUGAUGCAAUCAACGCCCUUCUCCCCACCGCCGUCCCCAUCUACCACCUCGGCCUCUUCCGCGAACCCGUCGGCCUCCAGCCCGUCGAAUACUACAACAACCUCCCCUUCUCCAAAUCCGCCCUCUCCCCAGCCUCCCCGGCCGCCGCCUUCGACCUCGGUCCCACCGCCAACACACCGCCGCCGCCCACCCUCCGGGACUGGGGCGUCCAGCGCGUGAUCAUGAUCAGUCUGCUGGGCAGUCGCGACGGCGUGCGCAAGGUGGCCGAGAGCUGGGACCAGGUCCAGGUGUGGGUGGGGGCGGUCGAUGAUCGCGUGAACGAGAAGGGAAUGAUCGUCCCCGGCUUGGGCGAUAUUGGAGAUCGCUUGUUUGUGGCUUUGGGCAAAUGA